This is a messenger RNA of Platichthys flesus (European flounder), 1572 nucleotides long. Its product is annotated as E3 SUMO-protein ligase ZBED1-like. The transcript is spliced from 2 exons. Gene Ontology annotation, molecular function: protein dimerization activity. NCBI's taxonomy places the organism in Eukaryota, Metazoa, Chordata, Actinopteri, Pleuronectiformes, Pleuronectidae. Bases 12 to 1055 code for a protein of 347 amino acids. The record is from RefSeq and is a predicted model, not a curated record.
AUAUUUUUUUCAUGUGUUUUCCUGUCUUUCCAGAAAAUGCUGUUAAAGAUGACAGCCGCAUUGCCCGUGCUGCUGGGCUUUGUAAAAAAUUGGUGGGACAUUUCUCCCACAGCUGGAAGCAGAAGAUGGCACUGAAAGAAGCACAACAGGAGCACAACCUCCCAGAGCACUCACUCAUCACAGAAUGCCCAACUAGGUGGGGCUCGAGGCAAAAGAUGAUGGAGAGGAUCUUGGAGCAGCGGCAAGCCAUAUCUAAUGUCCUCUCGGCAGACCGAAAAACACGGCAUCUGGUUCCCUCCUGGCAGGACCUGGAUGUACUGGAGUCUGUAAACCUGGCAUUACACCCUUUGCAAGUAUUUACUGAUGCUCUUUCCGGGGAAAGCUAUGUGAGUGUUUCAUAUGUGAAACCAGUCCUUCAUCUCUUGAAUACAUCAGUUCUUGCAGAAAAGGAAGAUGACACCAAUUUAACCAAGACCAUUAAAGUGAAAAUCCUGGAUUACAUGAAUACAAAGUAUGAUGACCCAGCAACACAAGAACUUCUGGACACUGCAUCCUUCAUGGACCCCAGGUUCAAGGUCAGCUACAUCAGCAGCGAAAGAGUCCAAGACAUCAAGACCAGGGUGAUGUCAGAAAUGAAAGAAACAGCACGGAAGGAGGGAACACCUUCUGACAACACUGAGGCCCAAAGCAUGGAUCCACCCAGCAACAAGAAGGCAAAGCGAUCAUUGGGCAGUUUGCUCAAAACAAGUCCAGGCCCCACCACUUCCACCGCAUCUUCCAUGCAGCUGGAGCAAGCUCUUGAAGCUGAACUUAACAGCUACUUGCUGUCCCCCACCAUUGACAGUGAGGCAGACCCUUUGGCUUGGUGGAAACUCCACCAGGUCACCUACUCAAAGCUAAGCAAACUAGCUCGGAGGUAUCUUUGUAUAGCUGCCACUAGUUCACCCUCUGAGAGGCUAUUCAGCACAUCAGGGAAUGUGGUAACAUGUCAACGUGCAUGUUUGAAACCCAGCAAAGUCAACAUGCUGGUUUUCUUGGCCAAGAACUUGCCCUAAAGAAUAACUUGCCAUAAGGGUAGAUUUUUUUUUUCCUGAUUGUAUCUUGAUUUAGUUAUUUCAAUUUUCCCCCGCAUACUAUAGAUCUCUGCACCUUGUUGGGCGGAGUCGAGGGCCUUGAUGAUUGUAAUGGGAGACAUUAGUUAUUUUAAAUUGCCAUGCCCAUGUUUAAUUUAUAUUUAUUUAAUUAUUUAAGUUGUUUUCCCCCAGAUAUUUUUUUAUUUCAAGAGUUCAAUGGUUUUGUUCAGUUUAGAAGAAAAUAUUUUAAAUAGAGCAGGGGAAAUUAAACUUCGUUGGGUGUUCAUGUUGUGCACUUUGUUCAAUAAAAGUUAAAUAAAAUAAUUUAUUUCAUUUCUUUAUUCAGUGGGCAUAGGCUAUUCAAUGUUUGGGGUCUAUGUUAGCAGUGUACCUAUUAUAGCAGAAAGACAGGAACUGUAUAGCUAAUAUGCACACUUCAAUAUUUGUUUAUUUAUCGCAAGUCAUAUCUCAUCGCAAUAUUGAACAAUGGUAUCGCACA